GCCACGCCCCACGUUCGCUGAUUGGUUGCUGUUUGCACGGUCUCCUGGGUGACGAGAACGCGGUAGCCGGGUGGGGGAGUUCUGUUGCGCCUGCGCACUUCCAAGAUCGGGGUUGCCGCUGGAGCCUUGAAAUGAAGCGCGUUUUCUCCCUGCUAGAAAAGACUUGGCUUGGUGCUCCAAUACAGUUUGCCUGGCAAAAGUCAUCAGGAAACUACCUUGCAGUAACAGGAGCUGACUCUGUUGUUAAAAUCUUUGAUCGCCAUGGCCAAAAACGAAGUGAAAUUAGCUUACCUGGCAACUGUGUUGCCAUGGAUUGGGACAAAGAUGGUGACAUCCUGGCGGUGAUUGCUGAGAAGUCCAGCUGCAUCUAUCUAUGGGACGCCAACACAAAUAAAACCAGCCAGCUGGACAACGGCAUGAGGGAUCAAAUGUCUUUCCUUCUUUGGUCAAAGAUUGGAAGUUUCCUGGCUGUGGGGACCAUUAAAGGAAAUUUGCUCAUUUAUAAUCAUCAGACAUCUCGAAAGAUUCCUGUUCUUGGAAAACAUACUAAGAAAAUCACAUGUGGAUGUUGGAAUACGGAGAAUCUCCUUGCUUUGGGAGGCGAAGAUAGAAUGAUUACAGUUAGUAACCAGGAAGGCGACACGAUAAGACAGACACCAGUGAAAUCAGAGCCAAGUGACAUAAAGUUCUCCACAAGCAAGACAGAUGAGCGGAUCUCCUCUGCCGAAAGCACAAUAAGUGCGGUAGUUGGCAAGAAAAUGUUGUUUCUCUUUCAUCUGAAUGAACCUGAUAACCCGGUUGAUCUGGAGUUUCAGCAAGCCUAUGGCAACAUCGUCUGCUAUAGCUGGUAUGGAGAUGGCUACAUCAUGAUUGGUUUUUCCCGUGGAACGUUUUUGGCUAUUUCUACUCACUUUCCAGAAGUUGGACAAGAGAUAUUUAAGACUCGUGACCAUAAGGAUAAUCUAACCAGUGUGGCAUUGUCACAGACUCUGAACAAAGCUGCCACAUGUGGAGAUAACUGCAUAAAAAUCCAUGAUCUGACAGAACUGAGAGACAUGUAUGCUAUAAUUAAUCUGGAUGAUGAGAAUAAAGGGCUCGGUACCUUAUCCUGGACUGACGAUGGUCAGUUGCUGGCACUAUCUACCCAGAGAGGCUCACUGCAUGUCUUCCUGACCAAGCUGCCCAUCCUCGGGGACGCCUGUCACACAAGGAUUGCAUAUCUCACCUCCCUCCUUGAGGUCACCGUGGCCAACCUCAUUGAAGGAGAACCGCCAAUCACAGUUUCUGUGGAUGUUGAACCCAACUUUGUCGCAGUAGGGCUCUAUCAUCUGGCCGUGGGGAUGAACAAUCGAGCUUGGUUUUAUGUCCUUGGUGAAAAUGUUGUCAAAAAGUUAAAAGAUGUGGAAUAUCUGGGAACAGUAGCCAGCAUCUGCCUUCAUUCUGACUAUGCUGCUGCACUGUUUGAAGGCAAAAUCCAGUUACAUUUGAUAGAAAAUGAAAUGUUGGAUGCUCAGGAAGAACGUGAGACCCGGCUCUUUCCAGCAGUGGAUGAUAAGUGCCGGAUUUUAUGCCACGCCCUGACUAGUGAUUUCCUCAUCUAUGGAACUGAUACUGGCAUUAUUCAGUAUUUCUUCAUCGAAGAUUGGCAGUUUGUUAAUGAUUACCGGCAUCCUGUUGGUGUGAAAAAACUAUUUCCUGAUCCAAAUGGAACCAGACUGGUUUUCAUUGAUGAAAAAAGUGAUGGAUUUGUUUACUGUCCUGUGAAUGACGCGACCUAUGAGAUCCCAGACUUCUCGCCAACCAUUAAAGGCGUCCUUUGGGAGAACUGGCCGAUGGAUAAAGGUGUAUUCAUUGCUUAUGAUGAUGACAAGGUAUACACCUAUGUGUUUCACAAGGACACCAUCCAAGGAUCCAAGGUCAUUUUGGCUGGUGGCACUAAACUGCCCUUCUCCCACAAGCCUUUGCUGUUAUACAAUGGAGAGCUGACCUGCCAGACUCAGAGUGGGAAAAUCAACUCCAUCUACCUCAGCACCCACAGCUUCCUUGACAGCGUAAAAGACACGGAGCCUCCUGACCUGAGGCAAAUGCUGAUGCAGACCCUGAUGCUCAAGCGGUUUCCUGAUGCUUGGGAUAUAUGCAAAAUGCUAAACGACCGCACUUCGUGGAGUGAGCUGGCCAGAGCCUGUCUGCAUCACAUGGAGGUGGAGUUUGCCAUUCGCGUUUCCCGGACGAUGGGGGACGUUGGCACCGUGAUGUCCUUGGAACAAAUAAAGGGAAUUGAGGACUACAAUCUUUUGGCAGGACAUCUCGCCAUGUUUACUAAUGACUUCAACCUGGCUCAGGACCUGUACCUGGCAUCCAACUGCCCGGUGGCAGCCCUGGAGAUGAGGCGGGACCUGCAGCACUGGGACAGUGCUCUGCAGCUGGCGAAGCGCCUGGCCCCAGACCAGAUUCCCUUCAUCUCCAAAGAGUAUGCCAUCCAGCUGGAGUUCACAGGUGAUUAUGUAAAUGCUUUGGCUCAUUACGAGAAAGGCAUCACCGGGGAUAACAAGGAACAUGAUGAGGUGUGCCUGGCCGGAGUGGCUCAGAUGUCUAUAAGAAUGGGAGACAUCCGCAGAGGGGCAAACCAGGCCCUCAAACACCCCAGCAGGGUCCUGAAAAGAGAUUGUGGUGCCAUCCUAGAGAAUAUGAAGCCUAAGUUUCCUUUAUCAUUGCAGCAAUUUUCAGAAGCUGCCCAGCUGUAUGAAAAGGGCCAGUAUUACGACAGAGCUGCCUCUGUCUACAUCCGCUGCAAGAACUGGGCAAAAGUUGGCGAGCUUCUACCUCAUGUCUCCUCUCCUAAGAUCCACUUGCAGUAUGCCAAAGCUAAGGAAGCAGACGGAAGGUACAAAGAAGCCGUGGUGGCCUAUGAGAAUGCAAAGCAAUGGAACAGUGUCAUCCGCAUCUACCUGGACCACCUCAACAACCCCGAAAAGGCCGUCAGCAUCGUCAGAGAGACCCAGUCUCUGGACGGAGCCAAGAUGGUAGCCAGGUUCUUUCUACAGCUUGGUGACUAUGGAUCCGCCAUCCAGUUUCUGGUCCUGUCCAAAUGUAACAAUGAAGCCUUCACCCUGGCUCAGCAGCACAACAAGAUGGAAAUCUACGCCGACAUCAUUGGUGCUGAAGACACAACUAAUGAGGACUAUCAAAGCAUCGCCUUAUAUUUUGAAGGAGAAAAGAGACAUUUUCAGGCUGGAAAAUUCUUCUUGCUGUGUGGCCAGUAUUCACGGGCACUGAAGCACUUCCUGAAGUGCCCAAGCUCAGAAGAUAAUGUGGCCAUAGAAAUGGCGAUCGAAACUGUGGGCCAGGCCAAAGACGAACUGCUCACCAAUCAGCUGAUAGACCACCUGAUGGGGGAGAGUGAUGGCAUGCCAAAGGACGCCAAGUACCUGUUCCGCUUGUACAUGGCACUGAAACAGUACCGAGAAGCAGCCCGGACAGCCAUCAUCAUCGCCAGAGAAGAGCAGUCUGCAGGCAACUAUCGGAAUGCACAUGAUGUUCUUUUCAGUAUGUAUGCAGAACUUAAAUCCCAGAAGAUCAAAAUCCCCUCAGAAAUGGCUACCAACCUCAUGAUCCUGCACAGUUACAUACUCGUGAAGAUUCACGUUAAGAGUGGAGACCAUAUGAAGGGGGCACGAAUGCUCAUUCGGGUGGCCAACAACAUCAGCAAAUUCCCAUCGCACAUCGUGCCUAUCCUGACGUCUACGGUGAUUGAGUGUCACAGGGCAGGCCUGAAGAACUCUGCAUUCAGCUUUGCAGCCAUGCUGAUGAGGCCGGAAUACCGCAACAAAAUCGAUGCCAAGUACAAAAAGAAAAUUGAGGCGAUGGUCAGGAGGCCGGAUACCUCAGAGACAGAAGAAGCCACGACCCCAUGUCCCUUCUGCCAGUUUCUUCUCCCAGAAUGUGAGCUGCUCUGCCCUGGCUGUAAAAACAACAUUCCCUACUGCAUCGCAACAGGCCGACACAUGCUGAAAGACGAUUGGACAAUGUGCCCACACUGUGGCUUCCCUGCGCUGUACUCAGAAUUCAAGAUAUUGCUAAACAGUGAAAGCACGUGUCCCAUGUGUUCAGAAAGAUUAAACUCCAGUCAACUGAAAAAAAUUACAGAUUGCACCCAGUACCUACGAACAGAGACGGAGUAGUCAGCAGCAGCCCAGGUGAAGGCCCGCACGACCUCCUUCCAGGCCCCGAAGCCCAGCACCUACAACGCAGCUUAAUUCUUCCUUGGCACCGACUCCUUUCUGUGUAACAUGUAAUUGUCAAAGUUCAACGGCCCUGACAAGCUUUUCUUUUCUUUAUUUAAAUGUUAAAAUGCAGGUAAUAAGGUUUUCCAAUUGGCAAAGGUAAUUUAGCCAAGCAGCAUCAUGAAUUCUAACUAGAAUGUAUUUUAUCAAACUAUGACGAGUUUUUUUUAAUCAACCCCUUAAAACUAGAGCCAGUUUCCUUUAAAUGCAAGCUUCUCAGUUGACGAUUUACUACACAAAGUUUGACUUCCAGAUAUUUUUACGUUUCUUUUCCUAAGUCUUGUUGUAGCCACACAAAGCUACAUACAUACUCCUCCCACCUCACUCCAGGGUCAAGGACUUUCUCAGGAGAAGGGGAGGGGAGGGAAGAGGGAUCCCUAACCUGGUUAAAAUGGAAUCCUAGGUCACAGUCACGGGUUCAUCUCCUAGUCUGUGAGUCUGACUCAGUGUGUAGGAAGCAGGGCAGGGCGUCAUUUCAUGUGCUUGUCGGCCAUGUGUACGUUUCUCAAAGUUCUUAGUCCAGUUCAGAACUGGCCUGCCUUUAUAAGUCUAUGUCAGUUUUAUGAUGUAAUACUUGCACAUAUUGUUACAUAUUUGUGGGCUUUUUCACUUUCUUGCUAUCUUUCCAACACACAAAAAUACCAAGCUCAGGUCAUGAGAACCCCUUUGCCCCAUGAGCUAUUUCACAGGUUUUGAAACCAGGUUUCACCCUAGACUGGGCUGGCCUUGACCUUGCAGUGUCCUCCUGCUCCACUCCCAGGUCCUGGGAUCACAGGCUUACGACACCAGCCUCACCGCAUUAUUAUGAGGAUGUCUGUUUUCCUUUUCAGAAGGGCCUCCAAUCUAGUUAGCUUUUCCUUAGUUUUCUAAAUACUCAAAUUUUAUCAAAUGAAUUGUUCUUCCCUUUAUUCCAUUUAGUAGGUUAUAUUGAUUUUUGAGUGCUAAAAUCAAGUGUCAUUCGGGGGAUAGAUUCACCUCAGCAUGACGUGAUUUCUAGCCAUCCCCAGCAUGGUGCACACACAGCGAAGGCCCUGAAUCUAACCCGGCAAAUUUCUCUUUCACAAGCACCCCAGCUGCUUUCCAAAAUCUCUGGGCAGUUAGUUGCUUGUUGUAUUCUGUCCCGACUUUACAGCACUGUGGGGAGAUAAGUGUGUAUCUCUGCCAUGUUAAUGGAGCCCUCAGGCUCUAUCCAAAUCCUGCCCUACAUGGACACAUGUGACAGAUGAUGGAAACUGCCACAUCAGAGCUCUUUGAAGCCAUGUCUUCCGUGAGCUGGGAUUAUACACUGUCAUGUUGUCUCCUUAUACAGUGAGCACUGUUGGAGCCACUGCUCCCUGGCUGAGAAGGAACCUCUGUCUAAUUUCAAGCAGCCUCAACAUUUUCAAAUCCCUCACAGGAGAUUCCAUGGUAAUGUCCAGUAGCAUGUGGUAUAGCACUAGUCAGGAAGCGCCAUAUUGUUUGUCUGAAAGUCGGGAAAUGGGCAGGAAGUCAGCUUUAUUACCAGGAAGGCCAUUUUACCUGAGGCCCUUCUAAAGGUAUCUGUUUGUCCCUUUCUUAGACAGUGCAGCUGAGUAGAUGGCAUCUCCCCUCAGGAAGCUGUGCCCACCCCCCGGUAGACAUAAAAGAAUGAUUCAUGAGACAGGCCAGCUACACUGAGCUGCUGCUGUGACUACAGCGGCACAACCUGCUGUUUACUCCAAUUGUACAUUUCCUCUUCAAAGGCCUGCAUAUUCUGUGCUCUGUACCAUUAAUAGUACAUGAAUUGUAAAUACCAAGAUUUUUCUAAUAACUUUUAUAUUUAAGUGUCUCCUUUAAAAUAAAAUUGUUGACUAGA
Rattus norvegicus (Norway rat) is the source of this 6117-nucleotide messenger RNA. The record is from RefSeq and is a predicted model, not a curated record. Lineage: Eukaryota; Metazoa; Chordata; Mammalia; Rodentia; Muridae.